Paramormyrops kingsleyae is the source of this 912-nucleotide messenger RNA. NCBI's taxonomy places the organism in Eukaryota, Metazoa, Chordata, Actinopteri, Osteoglossiformes, Mormyridae. The record is from RefSeq and is a predicted model, not a curated record.
CGAAGUGCUUUGUGGGUAGGUCGUGGAACGAGAUCGGAGGACGCCAUGUGCUUUGUGUUCGCCGGUUUGCGGCACUAAGAGGCAGUGAAUGACAGUGAGGUGGUAGCAGGGCCACAUUGCUUAUACGGGGACGAAGACGCUGCCGCCAUGAACUGCACUCGGCUGUGCAUCCGGACCGCGCUGCGGAUCGGACCGAAGGCGCUUCGGCAGGACCUGGGAAUGUCGGUGAGGUGUGGGCAUCGAGCACUGCAGACCAGUGUAGUCCGCCUGUCAGAGGCCAUUGCCGCCGCCCCCCCCCUGGACGGCACGCCAAAGCACUACUCCCCCAAAGUGCAGCAACUCGUCAAUGACAUCGCCAGCCUGACGCUCAUAGAGGUGUCUGACCUCAACGAGCUCCUCAAGGUAGGGCUGGUACAGGGCUGUGUGCCCAUCCUGGCGAAGAAGCUGGUGGAGUCUUUACCUCAGGAGAUCAAGGCGAACGUUUCGAAAGAGGAGGCAGAGAAGCUGAAGGCUGCCCUGGAAGCUGCGGGCGGCACUGUGCUGCUGGAGUAGCAGCUCCUCUCAUCCCUCCUCUGUCUUCAUUCAUUUUUUAUUUUAUUUUUUAAUCGGUGAGAGCGGCAGACUCGUCCAGCGCUGGUGAUUCAUUCCUACUGCAGGGUCUGCCAUCAGUGAUGUGGGGUCCCUGGUGACAGGGUGAGCUGCCCAGGCCUGGACCCUCACCACUGUCAUGUGAUGGGGGUGGAGGAGCACAUAGGCUCCUCGUUUGUCUGAAGGAUAUGCCUUCUGAACUGGUCUCAUGCCGCUGCUGGCUCUGUCCAUCCUGUCCAACGUGACUGUUGGAGUCCAUCACAGUGAAACUGUUCAUGGGCCCUCCUGUGGUGAAAUAAACGUGUGAUUUAUUACACAAAAAAA